CUACGACCAAAACGGCAACGGAAACUCUUGAUUUAUGUUCUGAUUAUCUAUGUGGUUUCUGUCCUUAUGACCUUUACAAAUACAAAAAUAAUUCCAGCCACUUGUCCAAGGACUCAUUCUGACGAAGCUAAGCAAGUAUACUAUGAAAGUGUCAGUAGCAACCCAGAAAUAUCACUCUUGAAUGAACAUUUAAGAAGCUUGGAAAAUCACCUAGAAGAAAAAGACAAACGAAUAGAACAAGGACGGAUAUGGAUGGCAACACAAACUGGGGAUAAUUUGGAGGCAUUAGAAAAUGAGAUCAUACAAAUUGAAUUGGAUACCGCUAAAUAUGAAAAGCAAAUACAUACAAACGACUUUACUCCCAAUCAAAGGAUACAAAAUCAACUAAUAGAAAAUCAAAAACGACUUCAGGAACAAUUGCGACAACUAUCAGUACCACCUACAGAAAAUAACGAACAAGAAUUGAAUAUUUGUGAUACUGAUGGUUGUUUUCUGAAAUCAAACAUGACAGAUAAAGAAAUGGCUCAACAUGUAUCAUCACCAGUUCAUCAAGCAUACAUCAAAAUACAAUCAAAGACAGAAGCAAUAAGGCAACAAUUGACCAACAGACCUACUAUCAAGUUUUGAUCCAAUUCUUCGUAGUUUGAAUGCUGACGAAAGUAGAGAAAACUUACUUGCUGGAGCGGCUACUAUAUCUGCAGAUACAGACCUUGAAAGUGGACAAACGCGACCUCUACCUC
Molecule: messenger RNA, 740 nt
Organism: Halteromyces radiatus
Lineage: Eukaryota; Fungi; Mucoromycota; Mucoromycetes; Mucorales; Cunninghamellaceae
Exons: 8
Coding region: 67-627 (186 amino acids)
Biological process (GO): mRNA splice site recognition
Cellular component (GO): U1 snRNP; U2-type prespliceosome
Molecular function (GO): mRNA binding
Source: RefSeq, a predicted model, not a curated record